Molecule: messenger RNA, 1307 nt
Organism: Drosophila gunungcola (fruit fly)
Lineage: Eukaryota; Metazoa; Arthropoda; Insecta; Diptera; Drosophilidae
Gene: Vm26Ac
Product: annexin A7
Exons: 1
Coding region: 436-1089 (217 amino acids)
Source: RefSeq, a predicted model, not a curated record
AAAAAAGUGGAAAGUGCAAGCGUUUGGGAAAUGCGACACCGGAUCCAUCAAAUGCUUGGCUGAACGGUCAGCCUACACUCCGAAAAGCAGAAACGGCUGCAAUGUGCUGACCCUCGGGUUCCAGGUCGUCAAGGGUUUCCGAGCCAAGCUCCGCAAGUAGUAAUGACUUGACUGGGGCACGAAUGGAACACCAGCCCCGGCUGCGGACUAAAACAGUCCAAUAGCCCACAUCUUGAAGCGCAACAGUACUCACUUGCGAUCUCACACUCCCUCUGGAAUGCGCGACCAACUGACAUCGAUGUUGGGGUUACCUUGGCAGCCUCAGUUUUCGCUUCGACUGCACUUUCAUUGGCGUUAGGUUAUAAAAGCAGCCCGACCACCUCCGCAACUCGGCUGUCUCUGUCUCAGCUUACACCGCCUCAACAGCCAGUCAAAAUGUGGAAGUAUCUCGGAUGGCUCGCCUUUAUUGCCGGCGCGAGCAGCCUGGGUCAGCUGAUCCUCGAUCCGUCGCUGGUCCCCUGCACCCGCUGUUUGAGGAGUCUGCCCCUGCCGCUCUACCACUUUAUUCCACUGCGAGAGCUGGCCGCCGAAUCCCUGCUGGCUGGCGACUCGGACCCAAAAUCGCAUCGUAGAAGAAGACAGCAAAUUAUCCAGGAGGUAGUCGUCGAGAACAACUUUGGAGGUCCUGGAUUCGGUGGCCCUGGAUUCGGUGCUCCUGGUUUCGGAGGCCCAGGAUUUGGAGGUGCUCCUGGUUUCGGAGGUCCUGGAUUCGGAGGUGGACCUGGUUUCGGUGGUCCUGGAUUCGGAGGUCCUGGUUUCGGAGGUCCUGGAUUCGGAGGUCCUGGACUCGGUGGUCCUGGAUUCGGAGGUCCUGGACUCGGAGGUAGACUUGGGAAGUUUAUUAAUAAAGGAUUUCCCCGUAGCUAUGACCAGGCGAAUGAAAAUGAACCAGACGAGGGGCCCGACAACCAGCAGUAUGAAACACACAGCCAAGUUCCUUCGCCGACCUGUCCGAAAAACUACGUGUUCUCUUGUGAAGCAGUUAUCAAGUCGGUUCCCUGUAGAUCAAGCACAUGCGCUGGCGUUUGAGAACAUGAUCAAUAUUAAACUUAAGAUUAUAAGGAACAUUUUUGUAUAAUUUAUGGACAUUUUUGGGGGACACUUUCAUAUUGUUGCAGAGUACAGAGUACAUAUAAAGCGAAGCCGAAGACGAUUGUGUGACAACACAAAAAUAACACAAAACUUUUUUGCUUUGAUUACUCGAAGUUCGACUGCAAAAAUAAAUUCGUUGUUUUAAAACAUGCCAA